AUGUCGACCGUCGUCAUUAAGGCGCCGAAUUUGCGCAACCUGCUUGCAGAGCAGCAGGAGUUGUUGCAGACGCUGCCGCACCCCUCAAGCCCGAUUGCCACGUACCUGGCGGCACCGGUGCUACCUCUCACCAGCGUGUACCACUCGCGGGGCGGUGUCGAGUGUAUUGAGGAUCGUUCCGCACGGCAGUCUGGCGAUGAGGAGGGAGAUGCGACGACUGAGCGCCAGCCCUCGCUGCUCACCGACCUUCUCAACGCCGCAUCACAGGUGAGCCUCGACGUGGAAAAGACACUCGAUUUGGCGUACCAGGUGCUCUCCAAGGCUCGUUGUCGCUUGCCAGACCUCAGCGACAACGCACGAGAGUCGCUGGGAAGAAUUAUGGAGCUUGGCGUGUGCUUCAAUGCCCUGCCACCACCGAAACCCACGGCGACACCGCCGCCGGAAAACUAA
Molecule: messenger RNA, 450 nt
Organism: Trypanosoma rangeli
Lineage: Eukaryota; Euglenozoa; Kinetoplastea; Trypanosomatida; Trypanosomatidae
Exons: 1
Coding region: 1-450 (149 amino acids)
Source: RefSeq, a predicted model, not a curated record